AUGCCUCGUGUCACCUUUUCUGCUGAUUAUACACAUCGUCCGUCGUCCAUUGAUUCAUUACCGAUUAGUGACUAUCAUCUUCAUCAGCCAUAUCGUCAAUCAAAUAACAAUUCUGGUAGCAGUACAAAAGAUGAAAACCAAAUGAUAUUGUCACCUAAUAUUAUAGAUGAAAUAUUAACACGAAAACUGUAUAAACAAAUGCAAACAACUCCACCAUUGUCAGAACAAAAAUUACCAACAAUUUAUUCCGGUGCGGGUGAUAAUCAAUAUAACGAUGUUCCAGUUCAAAAUUAUCCAUAUUUCGAUAAAAAUAAGAGCAAACCACACGCGCCAAGAAAUUCGGUGCAACAAAUAUCAGCAGCGGCAGCAAAUGUGGAAUUGCCUCGUGUUGUCAACUCAAUGAAAUAUCCAUCACCAUUUCUUAUGGUUCCGUCAAUAAAACAAAUUCGUUUAAAUGUAAAAAAUGGUCAUGAACAACAACAAAUCCCAUAUCUAACACCACUGUUUUCAAAUUUCCCAGUGAAAAGUUCAAUGUAUUUACAUCAGGCAACUCCGUCAGAAACAGCAAAAUUAAAAACUAACGUUGAUCAUGAGCUUUGCGAUCUAAUUGAUCGUUUUUUAAAUUUAUCUUAUCUGAAUACAAUUCCAAUAAUUAAUUUACUAGCAACAGCAUAUGCCACAAAUUUUUUACAACAAAAUAUUAAAGAAUUAGAUGGUGAAUUAUUAGGAGUUCGACAACAACAAACAAUUAAAUCAUAUAAAAUUCCCGAUGUUACAACUGCAUCUUUUCAAAAUAACUAUAUGGUUCGAACGAUGUGUUACCUUGAAAAAGAUGAGGAUAAUAUUAGUUGUUUUUCAGUUUAA
Molecule: messenger RNA, 864 nt
Organism: Didymodactylos carnosus
Lineage: Eukaryota; Metazoa; Rotifera; Eurotatoria; Philodinida; Philodinidae
Source: the annotation of a GenBank genome assembly